AUGUCGCCCAUCCCCGUCAAAAUGCCGCUCAACCGCGAUGCUUCAACGCGACUGAACAUCACCGUCGUCGGAGCAGGCCUGGGUGGUGUUGGUGCCGCAAUCGCGCUCCUUCUGGCCGGGCACCAUGUCACGAUCUUCGAGGCCGCUUCUGAAAUCGGCGAAGUUGGCGCAGGAAUCCAAGUCCUGCCCAAUUCCUCAAGGGUACUUCAGUCGUGGGGUAUGAGAGAGCGCCUGGAAGAAUUCGCCACGAAACCCUCGCGCGUCAACAUGCUCGGCUGGAAAGGCAAUUUGAUUUCGUACAUGGAUACGAAUGAAAGCGCCAGUGCAUAUCCAGGAACAUUUUACUGGGAUUUCCACCGAGCAAAUCUGCAUCGGUGCUUGUUGGAUCGGGCUGUGGAAUUAGGUGUUAAGAUCAAAGUCCGAUCGAGGGUCGUAGAUGUACGAAUCGCGAGUGACGAGGCUGAGACUGCCACGGUGGUUCUACAGACCGGGGAAGAGUAUGUGACAGACCUCGUAGUGGGCGCCGAUGGGAUCAAUUCACAGCUCCGCGAAAUAUUCCUGGGAAGACCUGAUCCGCCCACACCGACAGGGGACCUGGCCUACCGCCUCCUGUUAUCAACUGCAGAAAUGCUCAAAGAUCCCGAACUAGCACCUUUUGUCAACGAACCGCAGGUGAAUUAUUGGCUUGGACCGGAUGCUCAUGCCGUAAACUACGUCUUGCGUGGCGGGAAGUUGUUCAAUAUGGUUCUCCUUGUUCCGGAUGACAUGCCCGUCGGUGGCGCAAACACAUUGGAAGGCAACGUGGAGGAAAUGCGAGCUAUGUAUAAAGACUGGGACCCUCGAAUACCCAAACUUCUGGCCCUGUGCGAAAGUGUAUACAAAUGGAGACUCCAGGUAAGGGUGGGCAUGGACCGCUGGAGUCAUCCUUCUGGUACAUUCACAAUGCUCGGAGACGCCGUGCAUGCAACAUUACCUUAUCUCGCUUCAGGGGCCGGAAUGUGUCUCGAAGACGCCGCGGUGUUGGGUGAAGUAUUCUCCCGAGCACCUAACCCCAAGAUCCCAGAAGUCAAGAAGCAAUUGCUUGAUAUCUAUGAGAGAUGUCGAAAGUUGAGGACCGAGUCCGUGGUGGAAAGAGGAAAUGUGCAGCAAUACCUAUACCAUUUGCACGACGGGCCGGAACAAGUAGAGAGAGAUCGGAAGAUGGCUGCAAAGGAGGAAGGAGAAGCUUUGGCUUGGAGAGAUUCAGGACUUGCUCCGAGACUAUUGGGUUAUCAGGUUGAGAAAGAUGUAAGUGAGAGCAUGAGCUCGGAUUGUUGA
Rhinocladiella mackenziei CBS 650.93 is the source of this 1317-nucleotide messenger RNA. RefSeq lists its product as uncharacterized. The transcript has a single exon. The record is from RefSeq and is a predicted model, not a curated record. NCBI's taxonomy places the organism in Eukaryota, Fungi, Ascomycota, Eurotiomycetes, Chaetothyriales, Herpotrichiellaceae. The coding region runs from base 1 to 1317 and encodes 438 amino acids. Gene Ontology annotation, molecular function: monooxygenase activity; FAD binding. Gene Ontology annotation, biological process: secondary metabolite biosynthetic process.